Molecule: messenger RNA, 3211 nt
Organism: Macadamia integrifolia
Lineage: Eukaryota; Viridiplantae; Streptophyta; Magnoliopsida; Proteales; Proteaceae
Product: pentatricopeptide repeat-containing protein At3g16610
Exons: 4
Coding region: 2-2518 (838 amino acids)
Biological process (GO): RNA modification
Molecular function (GO): protein binding; RNA binding; zinc ion binding
Source: RefSeq, a predicted model, not a curated record
CAUGUUAUUUUCAAAGCGUUUUAUACGCCACAAGCCUGUGUUCCCAAGUUCUCACGUUUUGUUCAAUUUUUGCAAGGAAAGCAUAGCCAGAUCAAAUUUAUUUGCUCUCAGGACCCUUUCCGAUUUACCCAAUAUCAGUGAGGCCAUUAAAAUCUUAGAACGCUCAAGCAAUGUGGGAAUCGAUGUCUAUACUCGGCUUCUCGAAUCUUGCAUUAGAUCAAAAUCACUUACCCAAGGCAAGAGAAUCCAUCAGCAUCUUCUUAAGAACACUACCCACAUAAACAGUUCACUUAUUCAAGAAAAGCUUACUUAUUUGUACAUUGGGUGUGGUGAGCUUGAGCUCGCUCGGCCUAUAUUUGAUAAAAAUCCAAACCCAGAUGUCGUUUUGUGGAAUUCGAUGAUCAGAGCUUAUGCCUGGAAUGGACCCUUUGAUAGAGCUAUUGAUUUGUAUUACAAGAUGGUUCAAUUGAGCAUCACACCCAAUAAAUUCACUUACCCUUUUGUUCUCAAGGCUUGUUCGGGUUUACAAGCAUUAAAAGAUGGCAAGGAGAUUCACGAUCAUGCUAAAAGAGUCGGUUUGGAUUCUGAUAUCUUUGUUUCGACUGCUUUGAUUGAUUUGUACGUUAAAUGUGGGUGUUUGGAGGAGGCACGAAGGAUAUUUGAUAAAAUGCCUAAAAGAGAUGUUGUUGCAUGGAAUGCCAUGAUUGCAGGGUCUGCAUUUCAUGGACUCUACGAAGAGACAAUCGAAUUGUUUCUGAAGAUGCAGGAGGAAGGGAAAAGUCCAAACACGUCAACAGUUGUUGCAGUUCUACCUGCUGUAGGCCAAGUUAAGGCAUUGAUUAAAGGCAAGGGCUUACAUUGUUAUUGUAUGAGGAGGGCUCUUGACAAAGAUGUGCUGGUUGGAACUGCUAUUUUAGAUAUGUAUGGGAAAUGUGUGAGGCUAACUUAUGCUCAAAGGGUUUUCAACAUAAUGACUGUUAGGAAUGAAGUAACUUGGAGUGCGAUCAUUGGCGCAUAUGUUCUAUGUGAUCAUAUGAGAGAAGCAUUGGGGGCGUUCAAUGAAAUGUUGCUUGACGAUGCUGUGAGUCCUACUCCAGCCACUCUUGGGAGUGUUCUUCGAGCCUGUGCAAAGCUGACAGAUGUAGGUAGGGGUAAACAGAUACAUGGGUACACAAUUAAGUCGGGGUUUGUUUUUGAUAUUAUGGUAGGAAACACGCUUCUUUCAAUGUAUUCUAAGGCUGGCAUGAUAGAUGAUGCUGUCAUGUUCUUUGAUGAAAUUGUGUCUAAAGAUACUGUUUCAUAUAGUGCUAUCAUCUCGGGAUGUGUACAAACUGGUAAUGUAGAGGAGGCUUUGCUUAUUUUCCGUGAGAUGCAAAUAUCUGGAAUUGAACCAGAUCUUGCAACGAUGAUAGGAGUUCUUCCAGCUUGCGCUCAUUUGUCUGAUCUGCAACAUGGGCUUCGUAACCAUGGAUACAUAAUAGUUCGUGGAUUUGCAUCAGAAACCACAAUUGGGAAUGCACUCAUUGAUAUGUACUCAAAGUGUGGGAAGGUUGAUGUUGCUAGGGAAGUUUUUGAUAAGAUUCCAUACAAGGAUAUUGUCUCAUGGAAUGCAAUGAUUGCUGGGUAUGGACUUCAUGGGCUUGGCAAGGAAGCAGUAGCACUGUUCCAUGCUUUGCUGACUGUAUCUCUGAAGCCAGAUGAUGUGACUUUCAUCUGUCUUUUAUCUGCUUGCAGCCAUUCUGGACUUGUUGCGGAAGGGAAACAGUGGUUUUAUUCAAUGAAUUGUGAUUUUAAUAUCAUUCCGAGAAUGGAACACUAUAUCUGCAUGGUAGAUCUAUUGGGCCGGGGUGGUCUUCUGGAUGAAGCCUAUGAUUUCAUUAAAAAAAUGCCAUUUGAGCCUGAUGUUCGUGUCUGGGGAGCCCUGCUUGGGGCAUGUAGGAUCCAUGAGAAUAUUGAACUUGGAGAAAAAGUAUCAAAAACCAUUCAGAAGCUGGGUCCAGAAGGUACUGGAAAUUUUGUACUGUUAUCAAACAUAUAUAGUGCUGCAGGGAGAUGGGAUGAUGCAGCGCAUGUUAGAAUCAUGCAGAGAGACUUGGGUUUUAGGAAAAGCCCUGGAUGCAGUUGGGUUGAGGUUUAUGGGAUCAUCCAUGCAUUUGUUGGUGGAGACAAAUCCCACCCACAAUCAUCAAAGAUAUACAACAAGCUAGAGGAAUUACUGGUGGAGAUGAAGAAGUUGGGUUAUCAUGUAGAUACUAGUUUUGUGCUCCAAGAUGUUGAAGAGGAGGAGAAAGAGCGAAGUCUCCUUUUCCACAGUGAGAAGCUGGCUAUUGCAUUUGGAAUUCUAAGUUUGAGCCCUGGCAAGCCCAUUUUUGUUACCAAGAAUUUGCGAGUUUGUGGGGAUUGCCACUCUGCCAUAAAAUUCAUUACCAUGAUCACAAAAAGAGAGAUAACUGUAAGAGAUGCCAGUCGAUUUCAUCAUUUCAAGGAUGGAAAUUGCAAUUGUGGAGACUUCUGGUGAGGAAGAGGAAACUUGAAAGGCAUGGUUAAAACUGGCUUUCAUACUUAAAGUGUAGAUUGCUAUUGCUGAUCUUGCAUGGUGGAUGCUAUGUCAUGGCCUGAUGGCUAUAUACAUCAAGUUGGUGUUAAUGUGGACAAACUGUAAAAUGUGGCUUGAGAGGCAGGUAGGAAUGGGCUUCUAAUCAAGUGGUGCCUCUUUCGGAACCUCCAAGGAGUUUGUCCAGGUGAUCUUUGUGAUUGGACAUGUUUAAAUGGUGGAUCUGGACCUCCUUGAUAUGUGUGCAACAGCCAACAGCUAAUGUCAUGGAGUAGCAUGGAGGAUGCUACCUUCCCAUCUUUACCAUGAAAAAUCACCCUUAAGCUUGACUGGUUUCAAAAAGACAAGAUUUUGACGUUGAUUGCCAUAUCAUCCAUGUUAAUGGGCUAUCAAGUCAUUGCACAUCUUUUAUCUUGUUGAUGCAGUAUCCAACUUCUAUGUUACUUGGAGACCUCUAUAUAUGUGACUCACUCGGUUACCAAAGGUGCUUUCAGUGCUGAGGAAAGAGUGGGCCUUGGUGUUCUUCAUUUGCUUAUAAUUACACCUCAAUAAAACUACUAAUAAUGUGUGUCUGGGGGUAAGGCCUUUCUUAAGGAGCUAAUGUAUUACCAAACAGUUCUCAGAAUAAAGUUCUUAUAAAAGGAGAAACAUUUGCCC